Funneliformis caledonium is the source of this 179-nucleotide messenger RNA. The record is from the annotation of a GenBank genome assembly. Lineage: Eukaryota; Fungi; Glomeromycota; Glomeromycetes; Glomerales; Glomeraceae.
UAAAGCUUUCUAACAUUAUUAAGCUUAACAACUUCCGAUAUGAAGGUCUUAGAUUGAAUAAUUUACAACUUGCACUUUCGAAUACAAUAAAUGCUACUGUCGCUAUCACUAAUAACCUCGAGAGAAUUGAGAGUAGCCAAAUUUUAUCGAGAGAGUUCAAUUCCCGACUUACUGUCUAG